AUGGCCCCACAGGCAUUUUGCUGCGAUCAGAUCAGAUCUUUAAUUUUCGAAAACGAGUACCGACUCGGAAUAUUCAUCUGCUGGGCAAAAGCAGGAAAUAAGAGACCACCAACCAAAGAUGAAACCCCAGAACUGAAUGUCCCGUUUUGCGUCCAAGUGUUUCAAAAACCCAAGUCACUCCGGCUCUUUCUGCCAACCGUCUGGGGCAAAUUCACUGAGAUCAAUCGGAAACUGCUAGCAACUCCAUGGGUAUCAUAUGGGGUUCAUCGCAAGGCCUAUCAGGCUACAGUUUACGAAAGACGGGCUAACUCGUUGACUCUGUCUCCGAGAACACCUACAAGUUCCAAUACCAAAGUUCUGGAUAAAAAUGACUAUGGAGACCCUUCCUCUUCGACAGCAAUUAAAGAACCAACCUACAUAGCGGGAGAACCGUACGCUUCAACAAAUCCACCAGCAGCAAAUGAUCAUACAGAAACCCUAGUUGGUAUGGAUACCAAGUGUAAUUCGGAGAAUAUCUCUUCAUUGGCUAAUAUGCCUGCGGCCGAGAUUCUGAAAACGUAUUUGUUUCACGAUCUACGCAAGUUGACGGAGUCAGUCGAAGAAAAUAUCUUCCUCUGGAUGCUGUUGUCCGCAUCAUAUCCAGCUGUUAAAUUCUUGAUGGGCUGCAGCCCUUCGAACGUCUAUACCAAAGAGGAGAGAGCGAAGAUACUCGAAGCCACUGCAGCCGCUGUUAAUGCUGUGUAUUGCCUUGCCAUUGGUCAGCAUGAGAGCCAAGACAGCAAUCCAGACUUUAUCGAUGUUUUUAAAGAGAUUUGUCGACAACAUCCGGAUGAUGGAUAUCUGACUUCACUGGUGAAUCGUACGAUUGAGCGACUGCGGCAGGUUAUUGAAGCAGAAGAGGAAGAGCAGAAUAAGGCAGGACUCCCUGUGAGGGAUGUGCAUUCACUAGCCAACGAAGAUGAUACCUAUGAUCACCGUGAUUUGUCUAUUUCGGACCAGGAAGCUGAGUGA
Molecule: messenger RNA, 1011 nt
Organism: Penicillium crustosum
Lineage: Eukaryota; Fungi; Ascomycota; Eurotiomycetes; Eurotiales; Aspergillaceae
Exons: 3
Coding region: 1-1011 (336 amino acids)
Source: RefSeq, a predicted model, not a curated record